UUUUAGAGUUUUAUUUAGCUUGUUCGAUUAUGAACAUGCUUACAGUGUUCUCCCUAUUUGGUCUUUCUAUGAUUCUACAGUCUGAUGUCAGUGCAUUCUCAAGUUCUGGCUCUAAUGUUUGCAGUGUACAAGUGUGUACAUGGCAAUUGGAAUAUCGAUGUGCUUACCGCACAUGGAACGGAGUUUGCUGCUACUAUAUACGAGUUAAAGUGCCGUAUUACAGAACAGACUACUUUUGUUGUAGGGGUUGGAAGUCGAAUGAUAAUACAAAUUGUAAUGUUGCAAUCUGCAAUCCAGACUGUUUAAACGGUGGGACGUGCACAGCUCCUAAUGUAUGUUCAUGUCGAGAUGGAUACCUCGGUCAAAUAUGCGGUGGCGGUGAGUGGUUAAAUUCCUUAUAA
Molecule: messenger RNA, 401 nt
Organism: Mytilus trossulus (common blue mussel)
Lineage: Eukaryota; Metazoa; Mollusca; Bivalvia; Mytilida; Mytilidae
Product: epidermal growth factor-like protein 7
Exons: 4
Coding region: 30-401 (123 amino acids)
Source: RefSeq, a predicted model, not a curated record